Molecule: messenger RNA, 655 nt
Organism: Stegodyphus dumicola
Lineage: Eukaryota; Metazoa; Arthropoda; Arachnida; Araneae; Eresidae
Product: U6 snRNA-associated Sm-like protein LSm1
Biological process (GO): deadenylation-dependent decapping of nuclear-transcribed mRNA
Cellular component (GO): Lsm1-7-Pat1 complex; P-body
Molecular function (GO): mRNA binding
Source: RefSeq, a predicted model, not a curated record
GAAUACAUGCGAUUUGCUCCAGCUCUAUUAAGAAAUCGUAAACAUUGAUGUUGAAACUCAUGUGCAUUGUGCAAUCGCAGUAUUUUUUUCUGAAGUAUUCAGUAUGGAUAUGUUACCUGGUAUUUGCACUUUGCUUGAAGAAGUCGAUAAAAAGAUUAUGGUCGAACUGAGAGAUGGUCGUGUAUUAAUUGGUUUUUUACGUAGUUUUGAUCAGUUCGCCAAUUUAGUUCUUCAUCAAACUGUCGAGAGAAUUCAUGUUGACACCCAUUAUGGAGAAUUACCUUUAGGUGUUUAUAUUGUCAGAGGUGAUAACAUAGUUUUGCUUGGAGAAUUCGACGAAGAUAAAGAUAAGAAUUCAAAACUCGUUCGGGUUUCAUUUGAAGAAAUAUUCGAUGCUCAAAUACGUGAACAAAAAGCUAAACAAGAGAAAGAAAAGAUGCGCAUGAAAGCUCUAAAAGAAAGGGGCUUUAGUUACCACUUUGAUACUACUCAUGAAGACUUUUAGAAAAGUUUUACAUGCUUUAUGUAUAUAUAAUUUUAUGCUAUAUAAUUGAAUCUUCUUUUUUUACGGCUUUUAAAUGUAUGAUCUAUUUCCGUACUUGAAAAAUGUUAUCAUUUGGAUUUUAAUUGUAUUAAAAAUUUUCCAAACUUUGUA